AUGGAUGAUACUUUUACUGUCCCAAAUGCCCAGACGGCAAUCCUCCAGCAAGAAGGUGGGGUUCUUAAGACCACACCCAACCAGCCUAUCCCAGAGUUCAACCCCGGUCAAAUGCUCGUCAAAACCCAUGCAGUGGCUCUCAACCCUUGCGACUGGAAGAUGCCCCUCAGAUUUCCCACAGAGGGACUGUGGGAUGGGUGCGACUUUUCUGGCACGGUCGUUGCGCUCGGAAGCCAAGCUGCUCAAGCCGGCCGAUUUCGUCUUGGAGAUCGUGUCUUCGGCGCUGUUCAAGGAUCCAAUCAAACGGACCCACAAUCAGGAGCGUAUUGCGAGUAUAUACGAGUCUUUCCAGAUUUUACGUUUCACAUCCCAGACGACAUGUCAUUUACCACUGCACCUGCUAUAUCUGGAACGGGAAUUGCAACUCUCGGAGUCGCGUUAUUUUGGUCCCUACAACUGCAAGGAACGUUGGACAAACCAAUUACGAAACCCGAAGAUGUAUUUGUAUACGGUGGAAGCAGUACCAUUGGCUUAAUAGCGAUUCAGAUUUUGAAACUGUGUGGUUACCGGGUCAUCACAACAUGCUCCUCCCGGAACUUUGAUCUUGUUCGGUCAUACGGAGCCGACCUUAUGUUUGACUAUAAGUCUCCAACCUGCGCCGAGGAUAUCCGAGCAGCAACCAAGAAUCAUCUUCGUUAUGUGCUGGAUCCUUUUGCGGACAUGAAAGCAGUGCGCCUAUGCCAAGAAAUAAUUGGUCGGACGGGUGGACGAUACUGUGCGCUUGAGGAGUAUCAAGAGGAUCUCCUUACCCGCAAGGUCAUCAAGCAUGAACUUGUUAUGGGUGGAGCAAUUUCGGGAAACGGGGUUGAGCUUCCGGAGCCUUAUGGUAGCCCAGCGCGCCCGGAGAUUGGGGAAUGGGCUCGUCCAUGGUAUCGGUCCAUUCAGGAACUGAUAAUGACAGCCAAAAUUAGACCUACCCCCAUUGAGAUUAUUCCAGGCCGUUUUGAUGGAAUUUUGAAUGGCUUAGAAAUGCUCAAGCACGGAAGUGUCUCCGGAAAGAAGUUGGUUGUCAGUAUGGAAGCCAGCGACUAA
This is a messenger RNA of Penicillium angulare, 1092 nucleotides long. RefSeq names its product zinc-binding alcohol dehydrogenase family protein. The transcript has 2 exons. Gene Ontology annotation, molecular function: oxidoreductase activity, acting on NAD(P)H. The record is from RefSeq and is a predicted model, not a curated record. NCBI's taxonomy places the organism in Eukaryota, Fungi, Ascomycota, Eurotiomycetes, Eurotiales, Aspergillaceae. The coding region runs from base 1 to 1092 and encodes 363 amino acids.